GGCUGGGGACCAGGAUGGAAAUCCGCCUCUGCGCUCUGCGGCAUCUGUGGCGUCACGUGGGCGUGGCUUCGGCUAGAAGAAGGGCGGGACCACGGCCGCGAGCCUGACAGUGAACGCCACUCACACUUGGGGAAGCGCUAACGGGACAGCGGUGCAAGCCAAUCGCAGCCAGUCCUCUGGAGGCAGGGAGUCUGGGGUGGAGACUUCAGAGACUGCAGUUGCAGUUCUAAGAACAGAUGAAACUGGCUAUGGAUAAUUCAUAUGAUUUCAACCAACGAACCUCAUGCAAUGGAAUUCCAUCUGAGAAGAAAAACAACUUACUUGUGUCAGAAGAUCAUGGCCAGAAAAUUUUAAGCGUACUACAGAAUUUUAGAGAACAAAAUAUCUUUUAUGAUUUCAAAAUAAUCAUGAAGGAUGAAAUAAUCCCUUGUCAUCGUUGUGUGUUAGCAGCAUGCAGUGACUUUUUCAGGGCUAUGUUUGAAGUAAACAUGAAAGAAAGAGAUGAUGGAAGUGUUACCAUUACUAACUUAUCCUCCAAAGCAGUGAAAGCAUUUCUUGAUUAUGCCUAUACUGGAAAAACAAAAAUAACAGAUGAUAAUGUGGAAAUGUUCUUCCAGUUGUCAUCAUUUCUUCAAGUUUCCUUCCUAUCCAAAGCUUGCAGUGACUUUUUAAUAAAAAGUAUUAAUCUUGUCAAUUGUUUACAGUUAUUAUCUAUAUCAGAUAGCUACGGCUCUACCCGUCUGUUUAAUCAUGCAUUGUACUUUGUACAACAUCACUUUUCUUUAUUAUUUAAAUCCAGUGAUUUCUUAGAGAUGAAUUUUGGAGUACUGCAAAAAUGUCUGGAAUCAGAUGAAUUAAAUGUUCCUGAAGAAGAAACUGUACUGAAGGUUGUCCUUAGCUGGACUAAGCAUAACUUAGAAUCAAGGCAAAAACAUCUGCCUCAUUUGAUUAAAAAAGUAAGAUUACACCAGUUAUCUGAGGAGACACUUCAAGACUGUCUGCUCAAUGAAGAGUGUUUGCUCAAAAGCACAAACUGUUUUGACAUAAUCACGGAUGCAAUUAAGUGUGUGCAAGGUUCUAGUGGCCUUUUUCCUGAUGCUCGACCAUCCACAACUGAAAAAUACAUAUUCAUUCAUAAAACUGAGGAGAAUGGAGAAAAUCAAUAUACUUUUUGCUAUAAUAUUAAAACUGAUUCAUGGAAAAUACUGCCACAAUCACACUUGAUUGAUUUGCCAGGAUCUAGUCUGUCUAGUUAUGGAGAGAAAAUAUUCUUGACAGGUGGUUGCAAAGGGAAGUGUUGUAGAAAGGUUCGACUUCACAUUGCUGAGUCCUAUCAUGAUGCCACCGAUCAGACUUGGUGCUACUGUCCAGUCAAAAAUGAUUUCUUCUUGGUAUCAACUAUGAAAACACCAAGAACAAUGCAUACAUCAGUUAUGGCUCUCAAUAGAUUAUUUGUCAUAGGUGGAAAGACUAGAGGUUCUCAGGACAUUAAAAGUCUCUUAGAUGUUGAAUCUUAUAACCCUCUUUCCAAAGAAUGGAUAUCUGUUAGCCCAUUACCCAGAGGCAUAUACUAUCCAGAAGCAAGUGCAUGCCAAAAUGUGAUUUAUGUUCUUGGAUCAGAAGUAGAGAUUACAGAUGCCUUUAACCCAUCACUAGAUUGCUUCUUUAAAUAUAAUGCUGUAACUGAUCAGUGGUCUGAACUAGUAGCAGAGUUUGGGCAGUUUUUUCAUGCAACGUUAAUUAAAGCUGUCCCAGUAAACUGCACACUAUAUAUAUGUGACCUUUCCACCUAUAAGGUGUAUAGUUUUUGUCCAGAUACUUGUGUUUGGAAGGGUGAGGGGUCUUUUGAAUGUGCAGGCUUUAAUGCAGGUGCAAUUGGAAUUGAAGAUAAAAUUUAUAUAUUAGGCGGUGAUUAUGCACCAGAUGAAAUCACAGAUGAAGUGCAGGUCUACCACAGCAGCAGGUCUGAGUGGGAAGAAGUUUCACCGAUGCCAAGAGCCUUAACUGAAUUUUACUGCCAAGUGAUUCAGUUUAAUAAAUACAGGGAUCCAUGGUUUUCUAAUCAUUUCUAAUACUAGUAUGUUAGAAUGUGCUUAGUCAUUCUAAAAUUAUUCCAGUUAUAGUAACCUACAGUAAAUUUGUUUACCAUAGAUUUGGUAAAAAGGUCUUUACAGCUUAAUAAAGUGUUCCUGCUAUUAGAAAAUCACUAUGUAUGUUCAAUGUAUAUGAAUAAGCAGUUCCCAGAAACUUUAAAAUAUGAAGUGCAUUUUACCAAAAACUAUAUUGAAUUUAAUUUAGCCUUGGAGAAUCCAGAAUAUUUAGUGUUUCAAUGUGUAGGUAAGUCAGUCAUCAGCUUUCGACACUUUGCUUUUUAACAUACUUUAUCCAUGAAAGACUAAUAAAAACAAAUCAAAAUUUCACAUAUUCUAUAUAGAUGGGGGAAAUCUUGGAAUAAAAAUGUGUAUGCUCUAUAUUAUAUGAAGUGAAAAAUCAAUUAGAAAUAGGUGAGAAUCCUACCUUGUUACUACAGGGGAAGAGUUGCUGAAUUCAUUUUUUUUCUGAUCAUUACUUUAUCAUUUUGGGAUAAGAAAUUUUUCUAAAAUGCAAUAUAUGUAUUUCCGUAGUCUUCUAAACAGCACAGUAAAUGUAGUUUAGCCUUUUUUAUGAUGCAACUCUUCAUUAAGAGCAUAAUGUACCAUGUUAUAAUGCCAUAAUGCCAGUGGCAUUUACUUAAUGUUUGUAAAAUUGCUGAUUCUAUUAGUUUUUACUAUCAGUUAGUUUCAAUUUCUAGCAGAAUUAUCUCCUAGUUUCUGGCUCAAGCUUAAUAAGUUAAUAUUCUGGAUUUAAUGAGUAGUUCUAAAUUAAACCCAGCUUGAGUUUUAUUGUUACAUAAGUAUAAACCAUUGAGUGUACUACAUUUUUGAAUUCUGGGAUGUAGACCUAAAAUACAUUUUCUGUUUCCUUGCCAGGUUCUAAUAUAAUUGAGGAUGCAGGAAAAGUUGACCUUUAGAUAGGUGGACCAUUAUCAAUAUAUUUCUUAAACUUUGUCCAAAUUGAGCUACAGCAAAAAAUUUCUAGGAUUUAUAGUGCCACAUCAAUGUUCUAUGGUGAUAUAUCCCAAUUAUAAAACAUCAUAUUAGUUCACUACUUCAGUUAAAUUACAGUGAAUUACCUUCUAAAUUAAAGAGGAAAUGACUGGGCUUUUAGUAUUGACAAUAUUCACACCUCGCAUUUGUUUAGAUGUUUAGCCUUUAACCCAAACAAUGAAAGAACAUGGAUCAUCCUUGUUCUCAGCUAGAUGAUUCUGCCUGGCAAGAGGGUAUGUUUCUUUAAUAAGUUUAAAAUAUGUAGGUGUUUUAAGGCCCCUGAUUUAUAUCUCAGGUAAUACAUACGUGGUGGUUCUCUAGAACCAAAAUUAGCUUCCUAUACUCCCUAACAAAUGUUAACCUACAAUAAAUGUAUUUAUUCUUAAGUAUGUUCCUAAGUGGAAAUAUGAGGGGUCUUCACAAAGUUCAUGAAAAAUGCAUGUUAUUAAACAUCUAUGCAUGGGUUUCAAAAUGUUUUGCACCAAAGUAAAUUUACCUUUCAAUUCCAUUUUCCAUGAACUUUUGGAAGUACCCUCAUGCAUCUCCAUGAAGAUCCUUUUAUUUUACUAUAUAAUAUAUGCAAUCAUAAGUUUCAGUUUUUCAAAAUUAAACAGAAUAUUAGAGUACAUUUUCAUGCAUUCCAAAUUCAGAGAUCAUAUCUAACCAAAUGACAGUAGCAUGAAGAUUAUUGUGUAGAAUUGAUGGACUUCCUAUAUAAGCACAUGAUGAGUUGACUCUGUCCUUCCCUCUGUGUGUUGUGUAUUUAAAAAGAAAGUUCUGUGGAGGCUCUUAUGUGUGAAUAUUACUUUGGAGGCAAAUUAUGUGAGAAUGAACAUAACACAGGGAGUUAUAUACAUGUGGAUUUACUGAACUGUUAACUUAAGCAAGUAUAUAUAGAAUAUAUUUAAAAUAAAUAUUAUUUUAAUCACCGGCUCUAGGAAUUGUUCAUCUGUUCCAAAAACAGAACUAAAGCAAACUCAAAUCCCUCCCUGAUACUGUUUCAUCUUGAUUUCCUCCAUUAUUCUCAUUGAUUAUUGAUUAUUGAUUUAUGGUAGUAUUUCUAUAAAUGUCUAGCUGUCAAGGCCUGGGUGGCUCCUUCUGCAGCUGAUUAAAUAUAAAGCAGAAGUUUUCUGCCUUAGUUCCUACAAUUCCUGUACUUGCUGCUUAAUGAUUUUCACAUAUUGUCAUUCCUUUACAUCUGCAUCUUUGUGUGCUUCACCUGUUACUACAUUCUGUCUAGUCAGAAAACCAUGAACUCUUCCCUUUUUUACUGGGUUUUUUGGUUUGUUUUUAUUUCCUUGUUACAGCAGCAGUCUGUGCUAGGCUUGGUUCCAUUAACUAAUCUCUCUAAUUCUGCAUCUUUUUGUAAAGGUGGUACUUUCAUUUAAUCUGUCUGCCUUAUUGAGAAAUAGUGUCAUCUUCCGAAUCCUCAAGGAACCCAACAACACAGACCAAAAGAGGCUAUCUCCUCUGGUCUUGCCCACUAUGUGGCUUCACUGUUUAAUCCUACCCAUCAUUCUGGUCUCACACGCCAUUCCGGAUUUCUGGCUUGAAAAUCUCAGGGAUCCCUCAACUCCAUUCUCAGUGCCUCCAGAAGGAGCUCCUUUCCUGUCUGUAAGAUUGGGUAAGAGAAAAUAACCUCCCUUUAGGCCUCUAAGUCUUUUUUUUGUUGAAGUCUGUUUUCAUUUCAUUAAAUCCUUCAACCAAUGCUAUAAUGUAAGAAACAAAAUAAUUCUGUUCAUUAUUCAGAUCACUGUCU
This is a messenger RNA of Lepus europaeus (European hare), 4845 nucleotides long. It is a transcript of the gene KBTBD3, whose product is annotated as kelch repeat and BTB domain containing 3. The record is from RefSeq and is a predicted model, not a curated record. The transcript is spliced from 3 exons. The coding region runs from base 237 to 2072 and encodes 611 amino acids. Gene Ontology annotation, molecular function: protein binding. Lineage: Eukaryota; Metazoa; Chordata; Mammalia; Lagomorpha; Leporidae.